UUCACAGUGUUGUAUCCAUUACUCCAUCUAGUUCUGAACAUGUUUAUCUCCCUGAAAGGAAACCCUGUACCCACUGAGCAUUCACGGUCUAUCCCUCCAUGCCACCCCACCCCAUAAACCCUGGCAACCACUGGCCUGCUUUCUGUGUCUAUGGAUUUAAUUACCUUGGAUGUCUCAUAUUCCAUCUUUCCCACAGGACUACUGGUUCUGGGAGCUCGUGUGACAACCCUGAUGAUCAAAGUGUCCACAGGCUUGAACCUUUUUAUUCCCAUCUUCAUGAUCCUCUUUGGCUUCAUUAGGGGAGAUCUGCACAACUGGCAGCUCACAGAACAGGACUACAGAUCGAACACAUCUGGAUCCAGCAGCACCUUUAGCUUGGGCCCUCUGGGUUCUGGAGGGUUUGUGCCCUUUGGCUUUGAAGGGAUUCUCCAAGGAGCAGCUCUACUUUUCAUCUCCUAUUUUGGUGUUUAUGGCAUGGUCACUGCAGGGAAACUAGCCCCAAAUCCUCAGCGUUCUGUCCCCUUGAGCAUGGUGAUCUCCAUCUUCAUUGGCUUUCUGGCGUACUCUGGAGUCUCAGCGGCGCUCACCCUCAUGGUGCCCUACUACCAGAUUCACCCUUACAGCCCCUUACCACAGGCUUUCCUCCAGGUCGGAUGGGACCCGGCUGCAUAUGUCAUGGCUGGUGUCUUACUGUGUACCCUUUUAUACAGCUUCCUAUGGGCCACGUUCUCCAUGUCUCAGUUGAUCUAUGCAAUGGCAGCUGAUGGGCUCCUUUUCCAAGUUCUUGCCCGGAUCCACACCCAUACAGGCACCCCCAUCAUGGCCAUCUUGGCUUCUGGAACUCUUACAGGUGAAUAAAGGAAGGCUUUUUUUUUUUUUUUAAAGAAUUAUAUUUAUUUGUUUAAUCAGUUGAUGAUUGGUUUACAAUAUUGGUUUGAUAUGUCAUACAUCAAGAUGAAUAAGUAUGAUAAAUAUGAAUUUAUUUGAAUAUGAAGAUUAAUAUGAAGAAUAUG
Molecule: messenger RNA, 1013 nt
Organism: Odocoileus virginianus texanus
Lineage: Eukaryota; Metazoa; Chordata; Mammalia; Artiodactyla; Cervidae
Source: RefSeq, a predicted model, not a curated record